AUGGGGUUUUCUUUGGCUUUUAAAGAGACAGAACAAGAUACAAGGUUUUUAGGUUCCAACAACAACAAUUCUAUGAUCAUGGCUUCUUCUAAUGUUGUUAAGAGCAUAACAAGUUCAUCAGCAUCUCAACUUGAAUCACUCUCUCAACAACAACAAAAUCAUUAUCAUGAUCUUCAUCAUCAUCAACAGCAUCAGCAGCAACAACAAUAUCAUCAAGAGCAGCAGCAACAACAGCAUCAUCAUAUGCAUGAUGAUAAUCAAAUUUCUUUUGGAAUGAUGCCAUCUUCAUCUUCAUCGUCUAUCCCUGGGAACUACUUAAGCAAAGAUCCAAGUGCUUUUGAUUUAGGUGAAUUGGAUCAAGCUUUUUUCUUGUAUCUGGAUGGACAAUCACAAACCCAAGCUGAUCCUUCUACUCUUCAAGAUCAAGGACAGAAUUCAUCAUCAUCAGGAAUGAGGCCACCACCAACUCUUAACAUUUUCCCAUCUCAACCAAUGCAUGUACCACCACCACCCUCUAAUUCAAAGGCUAGCAUGGGAUUAACUUCUCCACAAACAAGUGGUUCCAAAAAAAUAUCUCAACCCACCAUGGAGUUGGCAAACCAACGAAAUCAAACCCCUUCUGCACCUGCACCACCAAAACCUGUCAAGAGAGAGAAUAAUAGGAGGGGUACAACUUCAAGUUCUGAACAUGAAGGACCAAAAACACCAGAUCCUAAGACUCUGAGAAGACUUGCUCAGAAUAGAGAGGCAGCAAGGAAAAGCAGGCUAAGGAAAAAGGCUUAUGUUCAGCAGCUAGAAUCAAGUAGGAUUAAGCUUAAUCAGCUUGAACAAGAAUUACAGCGUGCUAGAGCUCAAGGCGGCUUAAUGGGUGGAGGUGCAAUUUUGGAAGGAGAUCAUGGCAUACCAAUUUCUAUGAACAACGUUACCUCAGAGGCUACAAUGUUUGAUGUGGAAUAUGGGAGAUGGUUAGAGGAGCACAAUAGGCUUGUAUGUGAACUAAGAGCAGCAGUAGAUGAACACUUGCAUGAAAAUGAGCUUAGGUUAUAUGUGGAAAAUUGCUUGGCUCACUAUGAUCAAGUAAUUAACCUCAAAAACAUUCUAGCUAGAACAGAUGUUUUUCAUCUCGUUUUCGGAAUGUGGAAAACACCGGCCGAACGUUGCUUCAUGUGGAUCGGCGGAUUCAGACCAUCUGAACUCAUUAAGAUAAGUGCAAGUCAAAUUAAGCCUCUUACUGAGCAUCAAAUCCUUGGAAUGUGUGGGUUGCAACAAUCAACACAAGAAGCAGAAGAAGCUCUUUCCCAAGGGCUUGAUGCACUCAACCAAUCACUUUCAGAGACCAUAACCUCACACUCAUUGAGCCAUCCACCUAUCAUGGCUAACUACAUGGGACAAAUGGCUCUUGCCAUGAACAAGCUUUCAACUCUUGAAAGUUUUGUGAGACAGGCAGAUAAUCUGAGGCACCAAACAAUUCACCGUCUUCAUCAGCUGUUAACAAUUCGUCAAGCUGCAAGGUGUUUGGUUGCAAUGUCUGAGUAUUUUAAUCGACUUCGGGCAUUGAGUACUCUCUGGUUGACCCGCCCUCGCCAAGAAUAG
Messenger RNA from Lathyrus sativus (Indian pea), 1593 nucleotides. Lineage: Eukaryota; Viridiplantae; Streptophyta; Magnoliopsida; Fabales; Fabaceae. The record is from the annotation of a GenBank genome assembly.